This is a messenger RNA of Hydra vulgaris (swiftwater hydra), 1419 nucleotides long. Lineage: Eukaryota; Metazoa; Cnidaria; Hydrozoa; Anthoathecata; Hydridae. The record is from RefSeq and is a predicted model, not a curated record.
UUUCAAUAGAAGUCUACAAAUAAAAUUUAUAUUGAUUUAUUCUUAACAAACAUAUUUUUUAGUGUUUAGUUUAAAAAUGAUAUAAAAAUUACACUUAUCAUCUUUUAUCAUUUUCCUGUUGUAUACUAGUAGUAUUGUAUGAAGUAGUAUUACUACUUCAUCCUUUAAAUAUUAUUUAAAUCGUACAAGCAUGUCUUAUAUUUGCUUCUUGUUUAGAUCUUAGCACUAUUAUUAAAGAUUUCUUGAGAAGUAUAGUUCCCAUAAUAUUUUUGCAUUACCUCAAUGUUUCUAAAGUUUUUAUAAAUAUAAGAUAUAGUUAUUAUUAUCUAAUACCUUUUUUUUGAUGUAUACUAAUUUAUAUAUGUUUAUUGUUUACAUAAGUAUAUACCCAUUCUUAAUUUUAGCUUCUUGUUUAUACUCAUAUAAUCUUUACAAUUUAAUUUUUAUUUUUUGAACUUUUGACAAUAACUAACUGUUAUUUUUUGUUGUACAAUUUUUUUGUUAACUUUAGUUGAAUCAACAAGGUCUACCAUUUGUAAGUUUGAAUAUUAUAACUUCUGUUAGGAAUCAUAGUAAUAACAGUUUAAACAUGUUUGUCAAGGUUUAACUCAUAUUUUGUUUAAUCAUCUCUCCUUUUAUAAUUUGCUAUAGUUAUCAACUUUGAAAAACAAUAAUUUUUAUUCUGUGAAUAUAUUUAAUGUCAAUGCAAUAUUUAUUUUUUAUAACAAUCUUUUAACCUUAGUUCCAACUCUAACUGCAACAAGUUGUAAGUUUAAAAACUAUUACUGUGUAAUAUGUGUAUGGAUUUCUCAACAACUGCAAUAUUUAUUUUCUAUUAAAACUUUUUAAACUGAGGAACAUCCUCAUCUGGUACAAUGGAACAUCCUCAUCAAUUGCAUUAUUUGUUUUUUAUUACAACUUUUUUACCUUAGUUUUAUCGUCAGCUGCAUCAAGUGGUAUGUCUAAAUAAUAUUACUUGUUAAUAUGUUUGUACAUUAUUCAUCAUUUGCUAUACUAAUUUUUUAUUACAAAUUUUUAACCUUAGGAUCGUGUACAUCUUCUACAAUUGUUUCAUGUUCAUCUGCAACAACUGUUUCACCUGCUCAACCUUCUGCUGAGCUUACAUAUGAAGCCUACAAAAUUUACAGGACCCAGCAUCCUGGACUCACCAGCAACAAGUCAUAUUUGUGUUGGGUCAAGUUUGGGGGCAAAGAUGACCCCCUUUUUAGAUGGCCCUAUUAUCCCCCAAAAAGGCGUGCUGGGGACAACAGCAGAGGAGAUACAGGAAGUGGUUGCGCCAGAAGAGGUCGAUAAAGAAGGAAUGGUGGCAGCCAUUAUGUUAACUUCAAUAUAAACAAUUAAAAAGUUAACAUGGUUCCACUAUUCCUUUAUUUUUCUUUAAAAAUAUACAAUAUUAGU